AGAACGUCUGAUCUCGGAAGCUAAGCAGGGGCGGGCCUGGUUAGUACUUGGAUGGGAGACCGCCUGGGAAUACCAGGUCAAAUGGACGGAUUGGUUGUUGGUCAGGACAGGCUUAAGGACACGAAGCAGGUGAACAAGAUGGAUUCGGGGCGAGGAGAAGGUUUGAUGUGUUGCAGUGGUGUGGUGAAUAAAAAUUUCGUGACAAGAAGGUAUGAGAAAGAGUUAACUUUAAUUCUUGAAAUUGACAAUGGUGAUGCCAUUACUCCAUUAAUAUUAAUUAGGGGAACGGCUGAAGUAUGUGGGAGCAUUACAGCAUGCAGGGUUAUUGCAAAGGAUAAAUAUGAAGUGACUGUUAAUUCUGUCAAUGCAAAGGAGAAACUGCUUGAUGGAUUUUGUAUUGGGAGUGCCAGAAUUCAUGGCAGGGAAGUUACCUCUGAUGAGCUGGUUGUUUCUUUUAUGGGGCUGCCAGCUUAUAUAGAGGAUAAUGAUAUCCUGGAGAAACUACAGGCUUGGGGAGUUUCAGCGGUCUCUGAGGUGAGGAGGAGAAUGUGGCCGGGAACGGACAUCGCGGACGGCACAAGGUUUGUGAAGGUAAAAUUCACCACCACUGUACAGUCUCUGCCUUACUCGGCUAGGUUUGUCACAGCGGCAGGUCCGGAGUACUUUCGUGUUAUUCACGAUCGACAGGUUAAAGUUUGUCGAGGGUGUCUCUCUCCCAGCCAUGUGUACAGGGACUGUCCCGAGUUUCUGUGUAGGAAGUGUGGAGUCCAGGGGCAUUAUGCCCGCGAGUGUCAGGUGCCCAAUUCGCAAAGGUGUGCUACAUGCAGGCAAUAUUUUCCCCUUUGUGUUUGUGAAAAGGGGAAAUUAGAUGGGGGGAUGCCUUGUACCCGGGGUGCUGAUGCCAAGUCUUCCAUCCUCCCUGUUUCGUCUGGAUCGGUGGCUGCUGGUCUGGGGGAAUCAACUUUGACACGUUUGCUGGUGGAGGCGCCUGUGACGAUGGGGGCUGGAGGUAUUGUUCCUCGCCCUACUCCUGACCGGGGGGGAGGGGAGGAAAUCCCUAUCCCUGAUGCCUGGGUGGCAGAGGCUGAACCUGAGAUGGGGGUGAGUGCUGGGCCGUCUCCACUCUCUGCCCCUGAACAGGAGGAGGCGACUGUUGAAUUUAGGCGUACUCCUAGGCCGACGAUUAAAAGUCCUAAGCGGAGGAAAGACCAAAUACAGUCUGUGUCUUCUAUUCAGAAGGGAGGCACCUCACAGAACAGUGAGGGGAGGAAUCAGGCUGGGCUCUCAGGAGGGGAUGUUUCGAUUGAGCGGCUGGCGCGUUUUCCCGUGUCACAGCUAUUCCCCCCUCGUAUCACCCGUUCGUCUGCCACCCUAGAACCAGUCCUGGACUCAGAUGAAGGCAUGGAGAUUGAUGGGAUGGAGCGGUAGAAACGGCAAUCUGAAGGCACUGGGAAGGGCGGGCUUAAAAAAAGUAAGUAGACUCGACGCGUCCAUCUUUUCGUUUUUUGCUUAUGAUGAAUUUUCUCCUGGUGUCAGCAAAUGCCUGUGGUCUUCGUAGUGACCAUAAAAUUCACAACAUUAUGUGCCACACCAAGUGGGAUAUUUUGUGCUUGCAAGAAACUUGGUGGGAGGGCGAGCACAUUAAGAAAAUAGAAAAUAUGAAGCUUGGUUCGCUUCACGUGGCAUCAGAAUCAGAAUCAGAAUCAGAAUCAUCUUUAUUUGCCAAGUAUGUCCAAAACACACAAGGAAUUUGUCUCCGGUAGUUGGAGCCGCUC
Molecule: messenger RNA, 1775 nt
Organism: Phyllopteryx taeniolatus (common seadragon)
Lineage: Eukaryota; Metazoa; Chordata; Actinopteri; Syngnathiformes; Syngnathidae
Exons: 2
Coding region: 52-1428 (458 amino acids)
Molecular function (GO): nucleic acid binding; zinc ion binding
Source: RefSeq, a predicted model, not a curated record